Marchantia polymorpha subsp. ruderalis is the source of this 1093-nucleotide messenger RNA. The record is from the annotation of a GenBank genome assembly. Lineage: Eukaryota; Viridiplantae; Streptophyta; Marchantiopsida; Marchantiales; Marchantiaceae.
GCAGCGAUACGAUCCAGUGGUUCGCCUGUCAUAAAGUGGAAGCUUUUGAUAGGCAGAAUAGCACUGGGGAAUCCACUUUCUGAUCGGGUCAAAGGUAAAGUCGGGCAGGGAUCUGAAGAAGGUCCGAUCACAACAAGGCAGCAACUCCGAUAAGAAUCAUGGCAAAGCUGAAAGCCGAAACUUUGUUUCUGGCCUCGGCCAUGGUGAUUCUGUCGUUGUCCGUCCUCCAGGGUGCGCAGGCCGUGGACUACCUCUUCUGGGACGGGCCUACUUGCUCGGGGCUUGUGCAGAGUCUCUGCACCUCAAUCAGCAACGGAAGCUGCUGCGUCUCGGACAACCCCUAUCAAUCGCUGCAGGUCCGAGGCGACAGAUGCCAAUGGAGCACGGCAUUCAAGGAUGGCGACUGUGCCGCAAACAUCACAAUAAACACGAAGAAUGGCUCCAUCUGUUUCGACAGCGGCGGUCCCACUUACACCGCUGCGAGCUGGCAGAGCAGAUGCAUCAAUGGCACUCCCAUCGUGGAGGCUCCAAUUCCAGCCGCCAACUUAACUCUAAACGGGACGAGUAACGCAACCACCAAUGUGACAAUCCCUGGAGCUCGCCGAAGAGCUCUUCUUAGCUAGUUUACGAAUGGACUGUCGGGUCUGGAUUGCAUACGCCAUGUGGAGGUGGAGGAUAAUGUGAUUUACUACCGAGAAGAUCCAACGAAGUUUGUGUGGAGCCUUCGUGUCAAUAAAGAAGAGAAAGCUGCGAUGCUGCAGGAAUUCGCAGCCGUGCCCAAGUCGGAAAAAGUCUUCUGGCUGUUCACUCAUGGUGCUACGUACGACGUGGAGGCGUCAGCGAGCUCGUUCGAGCUUGUUGUGGCCUAAACUGUAAUCGAGGUCCUGGCGGAUUGGAGAAGUGGAUGUUGGGGCUCGUAGCAUGUAGAAUGUAUGUUUUAGGGGAAGUGGAUUCUGAAACAAUUAAUUGUUGAUCCAAAUUUGUGGAUUCUACCUGUUAGGUGCGUGCGUAGAUUACCUCAUUGAUUUCAUUCAUUGACACAAUAAGGGAUAAAAUGCCCAAACUACUGGCAGUCACAUUAUAUAGACAUCGG